AUGGUCGAUAUCAUGAUGAUCCUUGACACGAGUCAUCUAUCAGACAUUCGUCAAGAGUUCAUGGACGAAGAAGAUGGCCUGACGCUGACGGCCUUUGUCAAGGUGAUGCUCAAGUACCUCACCAAGAACAGUGUGCGGGAGGAGCAGCUCGUCGCUGCCCUGUGCGAGCUUUUUGCUCAGGUGGACGUGAAUGGGGAUGCGACGAUGGAGUGGGAUGAGUUCUACGAGUACAUCCAUGAGCAAGGGAUGGCGGAGGGCGCAUUAGAGGCGAGUUCGGUGAUGCGAUACAACCCAAAGAAGGUCUGGGAAGACAGAAGUUUGCCCAAGAAAGUAGAGAGCAUAUCGUACUACGAAUCGACAGAUUGGAUCGGGAUUACCAUCAACAACAGUCUUGACUUGUUGAUCUACGAUCUGUUCGGAAAGAGACACGUCCACUCCCUUGCUCAUAAGGCGGCAGUCCUUGCGUCAACCUACAUCGACAACCGGGUAAAGAAGUUGAUCGUUGCCGUCACUUGCGACGCCUCCAUCACGAUCUGGGACACGCAGUCACCCGAUGGAAGCCCGAUGAUGGUUGCUCCUGACAACCAGAACACUCUGUUCUGGGAUGCAGAGAGCGCUACUCUUUUCACCGGGAGUGUGAACGGGCAUAUUCUCACAUGGGACAUCACCGCGAUGGAGCAGAAGAGCGUCAAGAUGCAAGCUCAGAAGAGUGCGAUCAAAGUGAUUGUGGACGUUCCUUCGCUGGAUGGGAUUCUGACGGGAUACCUGGAUGGGACGAUGAUCCUGUGGGAGAAAGGAGGGGGCAAGAAGCCCAAGAAGGUGUACAGAGGGCACAGGAACGGCAUCAUCGCCAUCGCCUACACGCACGAGCUGAAGAUGAUCGUGAGUGCCGGCGUGUCAGACGAAAUUCUCAUCUGGAACCCCUUCGUUGAGAGGAAGCUGACGGAGCUGCACGGGCAUAGAGCCCCGAUGCUCGGCCUCCACAUCGUGGCCUUGCGCACGGGGGCAUACCAGCUGCUCUCUGCAGACAAGUCGGGGACUUUCAAGGUGUGGGACCUGCGGACUCUUGAGUGCUUGCAGAGCUUCUCUUGCGAUGCCGGGCUGCAGGAUUUCCAGGAGUUCGAGUUCUGCUUCUCUCACACCCCCGAGCUGACUGACGACGAGGAGAUAGUUUGCGCCCUCUACAACGAGGUGAUCGACUCCUUCAUCACCGCUGCCGGCUGCUCCGUCCGCAUCUGGGACUCGUCGACCGGGCAGCUCCUCAAAAGUUUCCCAGACAUCUCGCCUUACCCGAUCAUCUCAAUGUGCCUGGACGACCGUCAAAGGAAAUUCUUCAUCGGGGACGCCCAAGGGAACAUCACCUGCCACAACUACAUCAACGGGGUUCUCAUGAAGUCCUUCGAGGCCCACGGGGACGAAGUUUCCCAGCUCGUCUACUGCAAUCUCGACAAGUGCCUGCUGUCCUCCUCCUGGGAUCGGCAUGUCUGCAUCCACGACGACAUGGACAACGACGAGGGAGUGCUGCUGAGGACGAUGAAGGGUCACUCCAAGGACAUCACGUGCCUGGCCAACUCCUUCUCCCUCAAGCUGGUGGCCACGUCAGGAGCCGACGGCCACAUCCUAGUUUGGCAUUACGGGCUGGGUGUGCUGGAGGGGAUUUGCAAGGGCCACUCGCAGGAUGUUACAGUCCUCACGUUCCUCGAGCCUUUCCCUCUCCUCCUCUCCGCUGACAUCCUGGGCAACGUCUGCCUGUGGGGGAUGCCC
Molecule: messenger RNA, 1764 nt
Organism: Guillardia theta CCMP2712
Lineage: Eukaryota; Cryptophyceae; Pyrenomonadales; Geminigeraceae
Exons: 3
Molecular function (GO): calcium ion binding; protein binding
Source: RefSeq, a predicted model, not a curated record